AUGGAGGAUGUUUCUAAAGCUGCAUCGCCAAGGGGAAACGCGGAUGCUGAUACAAUAAGCGCAGUCGAGGGAUUAUUAGAUGAGGCUGACAAAACUGGCCAUGCUGUGACAAUUGGCACCGAAACGCCUACUGCCGACACCGCGCCAGAUCGACACGCAUCUACACCUGUUCGUCAAACUGCACCAUUUGCACCCCUCUGCACUUCAGGCACCUCCGGGAUUAGGACUACACACUUCUACAGUACAGCACAGCCAUACGCAUGUGGCGUUCCACAACCUAUAGAACUGCAAUGCAACCAAACUGCAGGUAUAACGGGAACACACAUUCCAUCGACCGCGUUCAAUGUCGUCCCUAACCUUGCUAACGCGAUGACAUUUCCGUAUACUUCGACUACGAACGGCAUGACGACCAUGCUGCCCAACUUAACCUCAAACAGCAAUACAGUCUCGGCUAUAUCUUCGUCUCAACCCUUAUCUGCAUAUACAUCAAUGCACAAUUUUCACAGUUUGCCAACAUCGGUUGCUUCAGGAUUUUCACACCCAAAUGUUAACCCUAACUUAAAUAUGCCUUAUGGAGGGUAUCCGACCGUUACUAAUCCGUAUAGUUACUCUACGACAGCCGACCUAAAUUUGACUGCGGCACAUAUAGCUAGUCGUCAAGUGCUUUCGAAAGAUCUGCCAACCUUUACAGGUAGGCCUGAAGACUGGCCCGUAUUUAUUACUAACUACGAGCAGUCUACCAUACGGUGCGGAUUCACGGACCAAGAAAACCUUAUUAGGUUGCAGAAAUGCUUGAAGGGCCAAGCAUUAGAGGCAGUUCGUGGUAGGCUUAUGGUGCCGUCUACGGUUGGAUUGGCCAUUAAUACACUCCGCAUGUUGUAUGGUAGACCAGACGUAAUUCACCAAGUAAUGCUGCGUAGGUUAAGGGAGGAACCAUCUGUAAAGCCAGACAAAUUAGAAACCUUAGUAACAUUUUCAUUAGCGGUACAAAAUUAUCGCGCUACAAUGCAGUCGGUAGGUCUAAACGAUUAUCUAAAUGAUCCAGUGCUAUUAAACGAGCUGGUAGCUAAACUACCAUGUAACCAAAGGUUGAGUUGGGGCCAGCAAUGUAUGUCCCUGAGACGCGCUGACAUUGCUGCAUUCGAUGAUUGGCUUUUCGGUCUAGCCAUGUGCGCUAGCCAGGUCACUUCCAUCCAGAUAUCGGCGAUAGCAUCGUGUAAUAGCAACGUCGAAGCAAAAAAGGGAAAUCGCGAAUCACUAAAGGGCAGAAUAAUGAUUCACGAUGUGGUUGCGAAAAAUAACGAGCAGAGUAAAAAGUCGAUGAAUUGCCUGAAAUGCGGUGCGAGCCAUACGCUGUCCGAUUGCUAUGAGUUUCGUGCCCUAUCGCAAAGUGACAGACGGAAAUUUGUACGGGAAAAUAAACUCUGUUUACGCUGCUUCAAAAGUCAUUUCAUUCGUCGAUGUAAUUCGAAAAGGUGCUGUGGCGUAGAUGAUUGUAGAAUGGCUCACCAUCCACUGCUUCACAAUGGAACUUCGUUGGCGAUUGGUAAACAACAACAAGCAACAUUAUACCACGAGUUGGGCACAGCAGCUGAUAAAGAAACGCAAAGACCGCUUUUCAGGUAUGUGGAGGUUAUUUUACAUAGCGGUACCAAAUCAAUACGUACGUUCGCCCUUAUCGACGAAGGAGCCUCCUGUACGCUAAUUGAGUCUCAAUUGGCGAACGAGCUUGAUUUAGAUGGGCCAGUUGAAUCGUUAUGCUUGCGUUGGACGGGAGAAAUUACUCAAAAUGAGGCAAAUUCCAAAUUUGUCAAUCUUCAUGUUUCACCGAUUACAUUACCCUCUCAAAAAUACAGGCUUCGAAACGUUCGAACCGUUGCUAAUCUACUACUUCCUCAGCAGUCACUGUUCAGCUCUACGAUUAGUAAGCACGCACACAUUAAGGGUCUGCCGAUUCGACCGUAUAAUAAAGCAAGGGCGCGAAUAUUGAUAGGUUUGGACAACGCUAAAAUAGGAAUCCCUAUCGAAAUAAGAGAAGACAGGGGAUCCAACCUUAUUGCCGCAAAGUGCCGACUAGGAUGGAGUGUAUAUGGGCGCGAUAAAACUAACUGCGCUGAACAACCGAGAAUAUUGCGUACCUGCGAAUGUGAUACAACCAGAGACAAUCGUAUGGACCAGCAACUGAAAACAUAUUUUUCUAUUGAUGCCAUCGGAUCAUAUGCACCAAUUAAGCCGUUGAUAUCUAAAGAUGAUGAACGCGCUCUUCAAAACAUGGAAAAGACCACGCGCUUUAUCUCCGCUGAAAAGAGAUGGGAAACCGGGUUACUUUGGAAGCACGAAGCUGUCGAGCUUCCCGAUUCGCUGCCUAUGGCAAUCCGGCGACUCUCGUGCUUAGAAAGUAAAAUGAAGCAUGAUUCGUCAAUUCGUCAAUUUCUUAUAAACAAAAUACAUGAUUAUGAGAAAAAAGGGUACGUACGUAAGUUGAACAAAAACGAAAUAAAAUAUAGCGCUAGGUCUUGGUAUCUCCCUAUAUUUACUGUUCUAAAUGCCAAUAAAAAGAAAACUCGAUUGGUUUGGGAUGCUGCAGCAAGGGUAAAGGGUGUCGGGCUCAAUGAUAUGUUGCUGAAAGGGCCCGAUCUACUUAAGUCUCUACUGGGGGUACUGCUCCGAUUUCGCGAACGACGUUUCGCAGUUUGUGGAGAUAUACGCGAAAUGUUCCACCAGAUUAAAAUUAUAAAAGAAGAUCAAGUGGCGCAAAAAUUUCUUUGGCGAAACGAUGGCUCGUCUCGCGACUAUGAUAUCUACGUGAUGAGGGUUAUGACAUUCGGCGCUUCGUGCUCGCCUUCCUUGGCGAACUACAUAAAAAAUCGUAACGCUCACCGAUUUGCUGAUCUUCAUCCCGACGCCGAACGGGCCAUCGUUAGUAACACAUUUGUUGACGAUUGGCUUCAGAGUGCAGACUCUGAAAAUGAAUUGGCUCGUUUAGCAACUAAAGUUCGUUGGGUUCAUCAGGAGGGCGGAUUCCAAAUGAGAAACUGGAAAUCUAAUUCCAAACACGUACUAUUUUCAUUAGAUGCUGACGACGUUCCAGCCGCCAAAUGUUUUGAAGAGCCAGAAGCCGUUAUAGAGAAGGUACUAGGGAUGUGGUGGCUGCCAGUUUCGGAUGAGUUAACAUAUAUUGAAAAUUUUCCAAAGGAAGUUUUUAAUGAAAAUACGAUCGUGUCGAAGCGACAAAUUUUGCGCACAAUAAUGACGAUUUUCGAUCCUAUGGGUUUGCUCGGUUUUGUCAUUGUACAGGCAAAAAUUAUUUUACAAGAUGUCUGGCGCUCCGGAGUAGGUUGGGAUGAACCGAUUAAAGAAGAAGAACGGUGCAACUGGUUUCGUUGGGUAAAACGCAUUCCUGCGAUCAACGGCAUUAAAAUUCCCCGUUGCCUUUCACUCGCCAGCGAAAACCAAAAUAAUCAGUUGCACAUUUUUGUAGAUGCAAGCAUAAAAGCCUACGCUGCGGUGGCCUACAUCCGGUCAGAAGUAGGUUCGCAAAUAUCUUGUUCACUUUUGGCUUCGAAAACUCGCGUUGCGCCAUUGAAGCUCACUUCCAUACCCAGGCUGGAGCUGUUAGCUGCUGUUUUGGGACUUAGGCUGGCAAAUGUUCUUAGCUAUGAACUGUCCAUUACAGUAAAUCGCAGAGUAUUCUGGACAGACUCCAAAAAUGUGUUUUUUUUUGGCUGCGAUCGAGCACAAGAAAAUACCAUCAAUUCGUGGCGCUGA
Messenger RNA from Anastrepha obliqua, 3768 nucleotides. RefSeq lists its product as uncharacterized. The transcript has a single exon. Bases 1 to 3768 code for a protein of 1255 amino acids. NCBI's taxonomy places the organism in Eukaryota, Metazoa, Arthropoda, Insecta, Diptera, Tephritidae. The record is from RefSeq and is a predicted model, not a curated record.